This is a messenger RNA of Ilyonectria robusta, 912 nucleotides long. RefSeq names its product P-loop containing nucleoside triphosphate hydrolase protein. NCBI's taxonomy places the organism in Eukaryota, Fungi, Ascomycota, Sordariomycetes, Hypocreales, Nectriaceae. Gene Ontology annotation, molecular function: GTP binding. The record is from RefSeq and is a predicted model, not a curated record. The transcript has a single exon. The annotation marks the transcript as partial. Gene Ontology annotation, cellular component: mitochondrion.
CGUGGAUUAAAACCACAUCAACAAUCUCUCUUUCAACAUGAGUCGAUCUGCUACAAAACGGGUACGACUCAGCCCGAGGCGAUUGAUAAAACCGACAGGCCUCCUUUAGCAGCCGCCGCAAAAUUCUUUGAGGAGAAGUGUCGACUGCUGUACUCAGCCGAGACUCUGUAUCACCACGCCCGAAACGAUCAUGUCCCGGAAAUCGUGGUCCUCGGCGCCUCCAAUGCCGGCAAGUCUUCGUUUCUUAACGCCCUCGUUGGCAAAAUGGAUACGGCGAGGGUGAGCCAUCGGCCAGGUAAGACCACGACCAUGAAUGCCUACGGUGUCGGACCGCCCCCAAAGAUUGCGCGGGAUCUCAUCCGCAAAGGCUCGAUGCCUCCGAAACACAGCCUAAUUCUCAUGGACACGCCUGGGUACGGCUUCAAGAGUCGGUCGGACUGGGGAAAGACCAUCCUACAGUACCUCAACGUGAGGAAGACGCUCCGUGGCGCUGUCGUCCUGUUGCCGGCGGACAAGAAGCUCCAGAACACGGACCGGUGGAUGCUAAAGACUCUUGCGCAGUCCAACACACGAACAUUGGUCGUGCUCACAAAGGCAGAUAAGAGCGGUGACGAAUGGAUAACCGUCUGCAACUCUCUGGCAGCUGGCGUGCGGCAGGCAAUGGUGGACCUGGACACGACGGCUCAGAGCAGCUGGCGGGAAGGGUCUGACCGCUCUGGGGAUGUCUACGCCACUGCUGCAAACAUGGGAAUCUCAAACCGGCUGGGAAACGGUGCGGGGAUAGGGGGCGUGAGGUUGGCGAUCCUGGAGAUGGCCGGGUUUGCCCUCGGAGAGAGGGUUGAGAAGCAGCCCGAGACGAAGGCGUAUACCGGAGCAAUCGUUUCCUUCGACGAUAUCAAGUGGAAGACAUGA